This is a messenger RNA of Quercus robur (English oak), 1628 nucleotides long. RefSeq lists its product as uncharacterized. The record is from RefSeq and is a predicted model, not a curated record. The coding region runs from base 833 to 1411 and encodes 192 amino acids. The transcript has 3 exons. Lineage: Eukaryota; Viridiplantae; Streptophyta; Magnoliopsida; Fagales; Fagaceae.
UCAAAUUAGAGUCCAAUUAUGGAAGAGUAUCAAUUAGGAUUAGUUUAGGAAUAUUUUGUCUUAGAGAAAAAGCUUUUUGAAGCCUUUGAAUAGGCUUGCAAUAGUCAAACAAAAUGGAGAGUUCAAAAUUUCAUUAAUAAAAUUUUGAAGAGGUUCUCUCUUUUUUUGUAGGAUUCCGAGUUUCCUGUAUGGAUUCAAGAAAAUUCUAAUGGAUGUAAGGGUUUUGUUAAGCUAGAACAAUAUCUGGCCCUAUCAUGUUUUUCAUUCGGCAUCAACUGGUAUCAGAACUCUUUAGCAUCCUAGUAUGGUAAAAGGCGAUAACAAAAGCAACCAACCUAUUAACGAUGAACGUGGGGUGCAGCCAUCAAGGAAGCGACUCAAGUUCAUGAUGAGAGGAUGACUCGUGAAUUUCAGGAGAUUAGCAACAUGGCCAUCUAUUUGGAUUUGAAUGCAUGGCAAAGAAUAUUGUGUCAACAAAAGGGAUAAUUUUUGUGGAGUAGCUCAUGGACAACCUAUCGCAAUGUCGAAAGAGAAAGAGAAGGAGAAGGAGAAGGAGAAGGAGAAGUUGGGCUCAAAGCAGUUUAGGUGGUUACCCCCAAUGCACACCACCAUGCUUACCCUACUUGCUGAAGAGGCUAUGAAGGGCAACAAGCCCUCAAACACUUUCAUGGCAAGCUUCUUUGCCACUGUAGUGAAGGUCAUCUCUGCUCAGUUUGGGGUAGAGUGCUACCCCUCGUUUGUGGAGAAUUGGCUGCGUACAUUGAGGACUAUGUGGAGUACCAUCCAGACUCUUCGGAAGAAGAGUGGAUUUGGAUGAGACGACAACCUCAAGAUGAUCACAUGCGACACCAAGACCUAUCAGGAGGAAGUUAUGGCGCAUUAUAAGCAUGCCGAGUUUUUGAACAAGAGGAUAGAGAUGUACAAUGAGUUGGCCAUUGUAGUGGGUAAGGAUAUGGCCACAAGCAGCUAUGCUAAGUCAUACUUUGAUCUUGACACACAGCAAGAGAAUGAUGAUGACACUGAGAUUAUGGCCGACAAUGGCGAGGAGGGUAUGGUGGAUAAAAGGGAGAAGGGGAAGAAUAUGGUAGAAUCAUCCACCAUUGGGUUCAUAGCUUCAAAGUCCCACAAGAGAGGUCGUGCACCUUCCAGUGAUGAUAGUGUUCUCAUUGAUCUGUUUGAUCAGCUUAAGGAAAUUGCUGUGACCUUGAAAGAAAUCAACUGGUGGCUUGUUAAUUACACUAGUCUUUACUUUGAGGUGAUGGCCAUGGCAUCGAAUGAGUAUAGUGAAGAUAUGCUCGUAACUGCCUUUGACCAUUUGUGUGAAAAUAAGAAGGUAGCUAGGGGAUUUCUGGCCAAGAAUGCUAAGUUGAGGAAGUUUUGGAUAGAUAGUUAUUUUUUUACUCGACUCUGACUUGUUUGUUUGGUGUUGAUUGUGAUGGUAGUUUUUGGAUUUGGUAAUAUGUCGUAGUACUAAUAUUUACCUCUAAUUGUACCAUAUAUGUGACAGUAUUUUAUUAUCUGUAAACAUCUGCUAGUAUAAGCAGGUUAUGUGGUAUGGUGAAUGCCACAUUAUGUGCUUAUUGAUAUCAAUAUUAUGAAACUAUUUAUCGGAUGCUUUUUGUUCAUGU